AUGCGCAGGGGUUUAGGACUGACGGAACCUCCGGAGGUCACGCAAUGGCGGAGUUUUGCAGAUAUUUACUUGAUGGAAAAUCAGUUGACUAAGUUACCCGAGGAUCCUCGGUGUCCUGUACUCUUGAUAUUGUUUCUGAAUAGAAAUUACAAGCUUGGAACUAUCAGUCCGUCUUUCUUUGAUCACAUGCCUGCUCUUGAAAUCCUGAAUUUAUCCAGAACUCGGAUCAAGUCCUUGCCAGAGUCUCUGUUCAGGUUAAGCCCCCUGAAAAGACUGUUCUUAAAUCACUGUGAGUUAUUGAUGGUGUUACCUUCAAAAAUUGGAGAACUUCAGCAGCUUGAGGUACUUGAUCUUGAAGGUACUGAGAUCAUGGAUCUGCCAAAGGAGGUGGCAAAGCUAACAAAGCUCACUUGCUUAGAAGUAUCUUUUUGCCGACGCAUAAAUCAGGGCACAAAAUCUGUGAGAGCAAAUGCGUUGAUUCCUCAAGGCACUAUUUCCGCGUUAUCUCAGUUAGAAGAAUUAAGUAUUGAUGUAAAUCCAGAGGAUGAGAGGUGGGAGAGUGUUGUGGAAGCUAUUGUUGAUGACGUUUGUGGCUUGAUAAGUCUGGAUACACUUAAAUUGUACCUUCAGCGAGUGGAAUAUCUGAGGAAAUUCAAAUGGUUUGGUACAUACAAGCUAUCUGAUUUUGGGAUUGAGAACAUGGAGCAACUGAAAUGCUGCAUAAUUGGGGAGUGUAAUGAGAUUCGGGUUAUUAUUGAUGGAACUGACAUGUACGAUGAAGCUGAUAGAAGUGGAAUUGUAUCAGAAAUAUUGGAGGAUGACACGAGACUUCUCAAGUCACUUGAAUAUCUCUAUGUAUAUCCACAAGGUAUUCCAAAUGAUGCAAGCAGAGAGCAGCCUGCUCCUCCUGUGGUUUUGUCCACAACCACUGUUAAUGUAGACCGUUCAACUUCCAAACUCAAAAGGGCACCUAAAGUUGCUCCUCGGCCGUGGAAAUUCAAAUUUAAUGAUCUUAAGUUAGCUGCUAGAAACUUUAGUGCUGCAAGUCCUCUUGGUAAAGCUGGUUUUGGCUGUGCGCGUGGAUUUACAAAUGAGGUAUCUAUAGUCGCUCCUCGGCUGCGGGAAUUUUCAUUAAAGGAUCUUAAGUUAGCUACAAGAAACUUUAGUCCCGAGGGUCUGCUCGGUCAAGGCGGUUUUGGCCGUGUCUUUAGGGGUUGGAUUAAAGGAAAUGGGAUUGUUCCUCCGGAGCUUGGCACUGGGCUGACUGUUGCUGUUAAGAUUCUCAAUAGUGGGCAGCGGACUCACGAACAAUGGCUGGCUGAAGUGAGUAUUCUUGGUCAUCUAGUGCAUCGAAAUUUAGUACAUUUAAUUGGAUAUUGCGUGGAAGGCAACCAAAGGCUGCUGAUAUAUGAGUAUAUGCAACGAGGGAGCUUGAACAAUCACCUCUUGGAAACGGAAUUGCCUCUCACUUGGCGUAACAAGACGAAAAUAGCACUGCAAGCUGCAGAGAUUCUUGCUUUUCUUCAUGGGAAGGCAGAACCGCCAGUGAUAUUUCGUAAUUUUAAACCUUCCAAGAUCCUAUUAGAUGAUGACUACAAUGUCAAGCUUACUGGUUUUGGACUUGCAACUGUUCUCGAGGGAGAUGACUCUCACUCCGGCACUGUCGUACGAACACUUGGCUAUAUUGACCAGGAAUACUUAAUGCGUGGUCACGUUACAGUAAAGAGUGGUGUCUAUGGUUUUGGUAUGGUUCUUUCGGAAAUCCUGACCGGAAGAAAACCGUUUGACCUUAUUGGUCGUGGACGUUCCUCUGUCAUGUACUUUUGGUCACAUAGGGAAGAUGAAAGAAUUUUGCCCGAAUUGAUGGAUCCAAGGCUCACAAGUGAGUACUCAAAAAAAGGUGCCCAGAUUUCUUUGCAGUUGGCUGUUGGCUGCCUUGAACUAGAUCCAGAUGCUCGUCCCUGGAUGAGUGAAGUUGUCGAAGUUUUGAAGACUAUCCAAUAUCUUCCAUACAUGCCAAGUACAUCAGAUAUUGAGGACAAGACAGGGAAGCGCUAG
Molecule: messenger RNA, 2058 nt
Organism: Eucalyptus grandis
Lineage: Eukaryota; Viridiplantae; Streptophyta; Magnoliopsida; Myrtales; Myrtaceae
Exons: 7
Coding region: 1-2058 (685 amino acids)
Biological process (GO): protein phosphorylation
Molecular function (GO): protein binding; protein kinase activity; ATP binding
Source: RefSeq, a predicted model, not a curated record